CCCCGCGAUAGCCGCCAGCGCGGCACGGACCGGCGGGCGCGCACGGCGCGAGCCCGCGGCCACCUCGCUGCCUCCGGGACGCGCGGGCGGCUCUACGCGCCCUGGCGCGGCGCUGGGACUCAGGGCCAGCCCCGCGGCCGCGCACAAAGGACCGGCGGAGCCCGGGUCUCCAGGGGGCUGCUCCCAGGGACGCGCCGGGGGACAGAUCGGCCGCGCCGCCUACCUUCCCCGAGCGGGCCCCAUCCUAUGCCCGCGGCGCUCCGGCCACCGGCGAGCGCGCGUGCCUCCCGCUUCGCAGCGCUCUGGCCGGGGGUGGCCCGCGCCGCCGCGUCCCGCUGAGUGGCCCCGCCGGCCCGCGCGCUCGGGGGACAGCCGCGGUGGGGAGCCCGCGCCGCCGCCGGGGCCGAGCCUAAAAUGGCCACGCUGCUCCGCAAGAUCGGGCUCAUCCGCCUGCACAACCGGGACACCGAAGACCCUAAGCACCCCCACAACCACCGCGGCGGCGGCGGCGGCCCGCAGAGCGCGUCGCUGCGCGCCAAGGGCGGCCCGAAGAGCGGCGGCCACAAACAGCCGCCCCCGCCGCCCCCCGGGGGCGACGCGAGCCCGGGGCCGGGCCGGGGCAGGCGCGCGGCCGAGCCGACUCCCCCGCAGCCGGCGGCGGCGGCGGCGGGCGCCGGGGGACCCCGGGAGCGGGCUGCGGGCGCCAGGGCGGGUCCGGCGGCCCGGGAGGCGGCGGCGGGCGGCAGCCUGGGGCCCGCGGCGCGACAGCAGCACUGCACGCAGGUGCGCAGCCGGCGGCUCAUGAAGGAGCUGCAGGACAUCGCGCGCCUCAGCGACCGCUUCAUCUCCGUGGAGCUGGUGGACGAGAGCCUCUUCGACUGGAACGUGAAGCUGCACCAGGUGGACAAGGACUCGGUGCUGUGGCAGGACAUGAAGGAGACCAACACCGAGUUCAUCCUGCUCAACCUCACCUUCCCCGACAACUUCCCCUUCUCGCCGCCCUUCAUGCGGGUGCUCAGCCCGCGCCUGGAGAACGGCUACGUGCUGGACGGCGGCGCCAUCUGCAUGGAGCUGCUCACGCCGCGCGGCUGGUCCAGCGCCUAUACCGUGGAGGCCGUCAUGCGCCAGUUCGCUGCCAGCCUGGUCAAGGGCCAGGGGCGGAUCUGUAGAAAAGCCGGCAAGUCAAAAAAGUCCUUCAGUCGCAAGGAAGCAGAAGCGACCUUUAAGAGUUUGGUGAAGACUCAUGAAAAAUACGGCUGGGUGACCCCACCCGUCUCUGAUGGCUGAUGUCGGCAUCGUGCCGCCUCUCCACACACAGAGUCCCCAUCUCCCCCUCAACACUGCACAUCCCGCCUCCUUUUUUACUCCAGCCAGGACUGUCUCAUGAAUGUCAAGGAGACGUUUUAAGUUAUUUAUGAACAAACGUGUUUACAGAGAGAAAGAGGGAGCAGACGCUGUUCGGGAUUAAGUUUCGAUUAUAAAUGAAUGAUCAACUUUAAGUCACUUUAGAACAAAUGUUGAGACGCUGACGUUUCCCAGCCCCUCCCCGUCCUGCCCGCUCUGGCCGUCUUGUCCUUCUCUUCUUUCCAUGACAGCAGCUCCCACGGGCAGGCAGGAACCCAGUGCCCCGCUUGACUCAUUUCCACGCGAAUGGCGCCGUUCGUGUUUCAUGAGGACGCGUGCGUCCCCAGUACAUGUUUGCCGUACUCUGUAUCUUCCCGGCAGGUCAACAUAACUUGAAGACAUGUCCUUUUGUCCUUCUGUGGCCCUUGGUCCACUGUGACGACAUUUAGACCCCAUUUGUGCUAUGACGUUUGGCUCAUGAAAACAAAAAUUUACUAUCGCCAGGUUCCAGUGAUUCAAAAACACAACUGCCCAUUUUGGUUAAAUGUGCUCUCUCUGCUGAUUUUGUGGUGUGCUGCUGUCCGCUGAUAAACCUGCACAGUUAGGUGAGAGGCAGGGGACACUGUGGCCGCCGGACACGGCCAGGACAGACGCCGGGGACGCCUUCCCUGGGACGCAGAGCAGCGACGGGCAGCGGUGAGAGCAGUCGCAUCUGAUGCGAUGAAGUACUCCUCGGAUGGUGCAUUGUGCUCCUGUCUUCUCUCAGCUGGUCCGACAGCCACCAACAGCAAGCGACGGUUCACCAUGCACUGACAUCAUCAGACUCAUUUUCUCCUAUGUGCUAGUGACGGUGAACGCCAGAACUUCCAAAGGACACCAAGUGACCGUAUGACGAUUUGCAUGACCGGGUUUCUUUCUCCCCCCCAGUCACUUGCGUGCCCCCAACGCCGGGGUGUGUGAGCACCCUGCUGUGAUAUAUAUGUCCUGUUAUUUAAUCUCCACCAUUUACUUUUGUCUCUUCUGUUAAGUUCCUUAGAACUUUCUAAGAAACUCCAUGAAAUGAGGAAAUGCUAUUUAUAAUGAUAUGCGGAAAGAAAUAAAAAAUGUUCAUUCCAAGUGGAAAAUCUUAUUGGACACAUUUUAAAUAAAAUCAUGCAUACCUGA
Molecule: messenger RNA, 2508 nt
Organism: Choloepus didactylus (southern two-toed sloth)
Lineage: Eukaryota; Metazoa; Chordata; Mammalia; Pilosa; Megalonychidae
Gene: UBE2QL1
Product: ubiquitin conjugating enzyme E2 Q family like 1
Exons: 2
Coding region: 415-1287 (290 amino acids)
Source: RefSeq, a predicted model, not a curated record